CUCCGGCACCGCGCCGGGUCCCGCACCACCACCGCACCCGCACCGUCUCCGGCACCGGCACCGCUCCAACCCCUUCCGGCUCCGGCACCGGCACCGCUCCGGCGCUGGUACCCCUCCAGACCCUCUCCGACACCGGCACCGCUUCCCCUCCAGCACCGGCAGCGGCACCGCUCCCCACCCUCCUCCGGCACCGCUUCUGCUCCAGCACCGGCAGCGGCCCCGCUCCCACCCCGUCCCCGGUGCGGCCCCGCGGCGCCCGGAGCGCCGCCCCUGCUCUUCCCCGGGACCCGGCGUGGCGGCGGCAGGAAGGAGGAAGGAGGGAGAGCGACCUGCUCGGCGGCCGGGCUCUGCCAUCCCUCGCAGCACAAGGUAAAAUGAACAAGAUGAAAAACUUCAAGCGGAGGUUUUCACUCUCAGUUCCUCGGACGGAGACCAUCGAGGAGUCACUGACGGAGUUCACAGAGCAGUUCAACCAGCUCAACAACCGGAGGAAUGAAGACCUGGCUCAAGGGCACCUGCAGCUGGGACACCUUGGCAGGGAUUUCCGAGCAGACACCAGCCCCAUCUCCCCCUCUGAGGUGGAAGGCCAGUCCCCGAUGGCCGUGCGCUACCGCAACAACAACCAGCGCCGCUUCUCCAUGGAGGAUGUCAGCAAGCGUCUCUCCCUGCCCAUGGACAUCCGCCUGCCCCCCGAGUUCUUGCAGAAGCUGCAGAUGGAGAGCCCGGAGUUCCCCAAGCCCCUCAGCAGGAUGUCCCGACGGGCUUCCCUCUCAGAUAUUGGGUUUGGGAAGCUGGAAACCUAUGUUAAACUGGACAAACUGGGAGAGGGCACUUAUGCCACUGUCUUCAAGGGACGCAGCAAGCUGACUGAAAACCUCGUUGCCCUGAAGGAAAUCCGCCUGGAGCACGAGGAAGGGGCACCUUGCACGGCCAUACGGGAAGUGUCACUGCUGAAGAACCUGAAACACGCCAACAUCGUGACCCUGCACGACAUCAUCCACACGGAGCGCUCCCUCACCCUCGUCUUCGAGUACCUGGACAACGACCUCAAACAGUACCUCGAUAACUGUGGGAACCUGAUGAGCGUGCACAACGUGAAGAUCUUCAUGUUCCAGCUGCUGCGUGGUCUGGCUUACUGUCACGGGAGGAAGAUCCUGCACCGAGACCUCAAACCCCAGAACCUGCUCAUCAACGAGAGAGGAGAGCUCAAGCUGGCUGACUUCGGAUUAGCCAGAGCCAAGUCAGUCCCUACGAAAACGUAUUCCAAUGAGGUGGUCACGCUGUGGUACCGGCCCCCCGACGUCCUGCUGGGAUCUACUGAAUAUUCCACACCCAUCGACAUGUGGGGUGUUGGGUGCAUCCACUACGAGAUGGUCACCGGACGGCCCAUGUUCCCCGGCUCCACCGUGAAAGAAGAGCUGCAUUUGAUCUUCAGGCUGCUGGGAACCCCAACAGAAGACACCUGGCCUGGAAUAACAUCCAACGAGGAGUUUAAGGCUUACAAUUUCACGCAGUACCGAGCCCAGCCGUUAAUAAAUCACGCCCCAAGGCUGGACUCAGAAGGCAUUGACUUGCUGAUGAACCUUCUUCUGUAUGAAGCCAAAGGCCGGAUUUCGGCGGAGGCAGCCCUGCGGCAUGCUUACUUCAAGAGCCUGGGAGAGCGGGUGCACCUCCUGCCUGACAAUGUCUCCAUCUUCUCCCUGAAGGAGAUCCAGCUUCAAAAGGACCCUGGCUACCGAGGCUCAGCCUUUCAGCAGUCAGCCCGAGGGAAGAACAGGAGGCAGAGUAUAUUUUAAACUUGGAUCUUGUGUUCCCCUUGUCACCAUGGAGAUCAAAGCACUGAAAAAGGAGACGGCAACACACUCCCACCUGACCCACCGCAGAAUUACUGACUCGAGCAGGACGAUGCUGAAGCACCCUUGGCCACAGGCUCUCCCCUGCCCGUCCCCACACCCACAGCCCCUAGCAGCUGCUGUUGAUGGACCUGUGGCCUUUUUCCCCUCUUGUUUUCACGUUGCCCCCAUCAGACGUGAGCUGCCACCCUCGGUGCAGGUGCUCUAGUGAGGAGCUGCCCUGGGCAUUGCCCCGAGCGCAGGAUUGUGUGCUGCCCCAUGGAACCGCUCACUGCCCUCGAGGGGUGAGCCGGGCACGGGGAGGUUUUGUGAGCAGAGAGUGGGAUCUCCAAAGCUGGGCUGUGGAUCGUAGCGUUUGGCCCAGGCAGACAUUUCUGAAAACGUACCUUUGCUCAGACAACCUGCUCUGCACCCCCUAUUUCUUGGGGAGACACUUUGCGGCUACAUUACGAGUCGGGGGCACGACCCAGCCUGGCACUGGAGAGAGUGCACCUGAAGCACAAAAACCAGGGCAGCCCUCCCUGAUUUGCCCUUGCCUCUGCCUACGUAACCCCUUUUUCUCUCCCCAUCUUUGGUACCCGAAUCCUGACAAGGAUGGAGCAGCUGGGAGGAGGCUGCUUCCCAUUGCUUCCCCCAGCAUCUCCCCCUCCUUGCCACCAUUGUGUUUCCCAAUUCAGUCAGCUGGCUGCUCCCCAGGGAUGUCCUGAGCUGAGAGCAAGGGCUGGCUGAGCCCACCCAGGGUGCAGGUACCUGCUGGUAGGGCUGUGCAGAAGCGGGGACAGACGAGCAGUGGCUCCGUGCUGCCUCCCAUUGCUGCGCCGAGCCCUUCGGCCAGCCUUUCCCAGGCACCGAUGGAGCAGCCCCUUUCUCAUCACCGAGCCUGCCACCCCCCCAGCCCGUGACCCUCUCUGCCAUCAUCACAAGGGGCAGGACGCGGUUCCCAGCUGGCAUCUCAGGAGCACAUCUCCCCCCACGUCCCGUCAGUGAGCCCCGUGCGACGUGGCAGAGCCCGAGCCGCGCAGCCUCUCCGUACCAAAGUGUUGCAGACACCCACCUCAGUGCAUUUCUACCCAGAGGAAGGGGGAGAGGUGCCAAACCUCCCACAGCUCAGCUGUGGGGACCAGAAAUAGACCCGGAGAGAAGCAAAUCAUCCCUCAAACCUCUUCGCCUGGCCUCUAUGUUUCUAGCCAAUGCCAGAUCGUACCAGCCCUGACUCAGAUCGAUGCUGUGGGACUGAGGUGCGUGCUUAGAUCUGAGCAUGCUUUGCUGGCCGAGGACUGCUCCUGGUGCAUUUUCCCCUCCGUACCCUUCAGGAACGUGCCAAACCCAUCCUGAGCGAAGAGGUCCUGCUGCACCUCUCCCCCACAGCCUGCAAACAGCCUGAAACGUCUUCAAGUGUGUGAGCGUUGCAAGAAGUCUCUCUACUGUAUAAUAUUCACAUCCUUUUCUUGGCUGUACCGGAUGACUAGUCCUCUCGCCCACCAGUCCUCCAGCCCAUGGAUGUGACCAGGAGACUCUGGACUUGGCAGGUCCUGUGACUGUCGCCUGGCACGGGGACUGGCAGGACGUGCUGAUAUCUUAACCUGUCAUGCUCCCGGCCUGGGAGGCAUUGCUCAGGGGACGGUAACUCUCCAUGCUGCUGCUUCCCCAUCGAGCAGGGAGCGAGGACUCUGUUUUCUGCUUUGCUGUGCGGCAUUUCUUCUGUGAUCCUUGGAAAAUGCAAAGCGUGAGGAUAAAUGCAGAGACCUCGGAGCUCCCCAGAGCUUCUGGGGCAACUCCUCCCUGUGCCAAUGCUCGAUGCACCCUCUGAGCUUCCCCCAUCAGACCAAAGCUGUUAAUUCGGGUUUGUCCUAGACAAGCAUCCAGACGUCUGCAUUGUUUGAGGUUUGCCCAUCCCUGCUCAGUUCCCUUCUUGGUAUGUCCAGCAUACAGCAGGCUGAAUAGUUCAUUUAUUGUUUCCAUUUGAUAGGGAAGAGCAUGAAUAGCCAUCAGCCACCAGUGACGCAUUUCACCCCGAUGUCAGGGUAGUGUUUUGCCUGGUUUCCUACACCCAGCUCCUGCUGCAUGGGGCUUUUCAGGAGGGAGGUUCACAAAGGGAGGUGUUGGCUGGAGUAAGUCUGAACUCUCACACUGUCAUCUUUUCUUUCACAAAGGCAUUUUAUACAGGAAUUUCCCUGGCAUGGCAGGGAUCUGUGGUGCACACUUGCACUUCCCAGGGCAGCCAGCUCCCAUCAGGAAUUAGCAGCUCAGCAGGCAGGCCAGCUCAGGGACGCAGUGUCUCCUGUGCCCCUGCCGCAGCACCGUCAGGUACAUGGGGCAAAGAAUGCUGGCGUGCCCAGGGGGGCAGAGCCCCCCCCUGCAGUCCUUGAGCACAGAUCGGACCGGGGGAGCAGGAACCCCCUCCACCCGCUCUUGGGAAGCCCAUUCAGGACGUGUUUGACCUGUCUUGGUGCAGUUUUCUUGCUUGGCGUUACCAUCCCCCUGCACUGAGAUUGCCUUGGGCAUAAAGCGCGCUGGGGCAUAGGGUGCCCAGCUGAGCCGUCCCGCUUUCCCGCCGGGAGGAUGGAGGCAGACCACACCAGACCACCAGAACGGGGUGGUCCCAGCUCUCCUCCUGUAAGAGAGGUAUUCCUUCUGAAGGACAAGGUCACCUACGGAAAUCGCUGGGGAGAAACGUUGGGGAAAAGACCUAGCAAUGACCGUGUAGACAGGACUGCUUUACCCAGGAUCAGAUAGCAAAGACAAAGGGCCUGGUAGCUGCUGUUUAUUCUUUCGUAGCCUUUGCCUUUCCUCCUACAAAUCCUCCCGAAAGGAGACACUUAUUUAUUAGCCCUGUGCUCUACUAACAGCCCGAAUUUAAGAUAACCCCUUUUGUUCCACCGCAUUUAGUGCAUAUUUGAUUCCUAUUCAGGAGAGCGAUAGUGUGUGUAAAUAUUUGGUGCCCCGCUGAGCAAGGUUUGAUUUACAAGCUCCCAUCGCUGCUGCACUUGCACGUGUCGGCUGGCAGAGCCCCGAGCGUCUGAUCUCCCACAGCACGCUGCCCGCCAAAGCCUUCCCGGCUGCGAAGAAAAGGAGCUGCAGGUUGGCAGCGAUUAAAGCCCGGAGCCAAAUCCCCCUUCUCCAUCUCCUGGAUAGUGUUACGGUCUCCCUGAGGACCGUGGGGUCCGGCUGGGUUUAUGAGGACAGAGAUCUCUUGGAUGCCCCAGUUUAUAGAAGCCCUGAGCAGAGCGAUGCCCCGCUCCUCCCUGCCUGCAAGGGGAGGAAAUCUGCAGCGGGGCUCCUGCUGCCGAUGGCAUCGCUCCCUGCCUGCUCCGGCAGCUCAUCCCCGGGCAGGCUUUCCCCAGCUUUUGGAGCGCCAGCCGGCUCUCAAGUUGGCUUUUUAAAGUAAAAUGCUGGGAAUGUCUGCGGCUCUCCGGCAUUUUUUUCAUUUCGUGGGUUCUCCCAUCCACCGCCUUGUGGAGUAGCUGGCCCUCCUCGCAGAUGGGGAGUUAGGACAAAAGGAAACUGUUGCUUUGUCUUCCAGACAUUUUUCUUGCAAUUUUUCUUUUUUACCAGUUCUGGUGGAAAAUGGAGUUUUGGCUGUGCCCUCAGGAAAGGCUGUAUUCUUUCGUCUCUCCAGCUGAUAGCUAGUUAAAGAAACGUAAGUAAAGUAAUGUGUAAAGCAAGGUCUGUGUUACAGGACAACAAUAAAACUUACAGGCAGAGCUAUUUAAUUUCACUCUCUCCAUACACACACGCACACGCCUUUCCUGGCCCAACCCAUUGCCAGAUCUAUGUUAAGAUUUUAAAUAACAAAACUACAUUGUAUCUUGGAGACUAAGGACAAAAUAAGUGGAUUUUUUCCUCUCCCUUACACAUGAUGGGGAAAAAAAAGUGAUUAGAAGGCCAUUUUCCCGAGCUUCUCAAAUGUUUUGUUUUGGUUUUUUUCCCAUGACUUAUCUUCAGUCAGAAAUUCGGCUAGCAUAAAACAGGAGCCAGAGCUCCCAGAGCAGGCUAGGAACAGGCAGGUGGGAAAACGUAAGAGAAAGAGUCUAACCCACUGGACUGAGUAACGUAAAAGGUUUAGUGUGUGUGUCCCAGGGCACGGGGAAGGGACCGGACCUGGGGGUGCGAGCCUGCCUGGCCUUACGUGGCCAAACUCUGCUUUCACCAGCGUAAGUCUUGCAGCCGCGCAAGCCCCGGUUUGCUCAGAGCACGGAGCCAGCGAUGGCUGAGCGGGUCCCGCAAGGGCCAUCAGGUCUUGAUCCUGAAAUACUGGAGGUUAGAAGUGACACGAUCUCGCCUGCCAAAAGCUGCGGCUCCCCGCCUGACCGUCCAGCCGUGCCGCACCGCUGUCCUGUCUCUAUGCUCGAGUCUUGUAAGAAAUGCGUUUGGAUGUCCCCUUAGCACUCCCCACUAGCCAUGCCUGGGCACAAACGCGAUGAAACCCACUUUCUGGUUUCUUCAUUGCCUUCUUUCAUCCUCAGCAUCAUGCUUGUCCUACAGCAGGAAAAAUAGAUCCAAGCGGCCAGGAUACACAUACUGUGAAUGUUCUCUGGUGUGAUUCAUUUGCAGAAUACCAAUAAUAUAUUUAACUAGUGUUGUACAAACGAAAGAUGCAUUUUAAAAGAAAUGAUUUUAAAGAUUUAUUCCAAAAGAAGCAAUGAUUUUUUUAUAGAAAGUUUUUCUGGAAUAAACGGAAAGGUACAAAAAAAAAAAAAGAAUAAAAGAUUGUAUCCAUCUAUCAGUCUUGUGUCUGAAUGUUUUAUAAGAAUAUUUCAAUUUUUGUAUUUCAGAUGUGACAUGGACUAUUUUGUGGAUGUGCUCAUUUUAUUGCUAAGGCUUAUAUUACAGUUGUAUUGUGAACGCUCCAAAGCCAAGAUUGGACAAUAAACUUUACUGAA
Molecule: messenger RNA, 6736 nt
Organism: Gymnogyps californianus (California condor)
Lineage: Eukaryota; Metazoa; Chordata; Aves; Accipitriformes; Cathartidae
Gene: CDK18
Product: cyclin dependent kinase 18
Exons: 16
Coding region: 375-1796 (473 amino acids)
Biological process (GO): protein phosphorylation
Cellular component (GO): nucleus; cytoplasm
Molecular function (GO): protein kinase activity; ATP binding
Source: RefSeq, a predicted model, not a curated record